AUGACCUGGGACACAAUGUUCGAGGAUGCCCUUUCGGCAUUGAAGAAAAGAGACGAUGAACAAGCCAUUCAGCACAUGACCGAAGCCAUUCAAGAGUUGAAGCGAACGCAUUUACUUGCCAUCUUGGACGCGCGUGCCGUUGCGUAUAUCAGAGGAUCAAAAUACGACCUUGCCUUUGAGGAUGCCAAGGAGAUGAUGCAGCAGGCACCCAAAGAAGAAGCAGGAUACCUUCGAGCAGCCAAAGUAUAUGAAGCACAGAGUCGAUUUGUGGAUGCAGUGGGGAUGUACGAGCUUGGAUUGUUCCAUAUCAGUGACAGCGAACGAUUGAAAGAAAGGAAGCUGAUGGUUGAAGAGGAGCUACAGCGACGUGUGGAUUGGGUGUCUUUGUUGCCAGUGGAUGUCAUUGCUUUCAUCAUGGAUCAGCUAUCAAUACACGAUUGUCGCGAGUGUACGCAGGUGUCUCGACAAUGGCGCGAUAAGCUCUCAUCGUGCAUGUAUAUCAAGAACAGACAUGUUCAGCUGGAUGAUUAUGGAAGAGCAGCACCGUUUCUAGGACGACAUGUUCAAUCUUUGGAACUCAAGCACCAUCAAGAUAACAGGAUGAUGAAUCUCGUGAAUGUAUGCUCCAAUCUCAAAGUACUUGUGAUCGAUGAAUGCUUUAUCGGCAUUGAAGACCUGUUGCCAGCACUUGAAUCAGUGGGCCAUAGCUUGCAACAAUUAGCUGUGUGUAACCAUCCAAUGCAUGAUCCUUUUCCUCUCGAUCCCAUACUGCGUGCAUGUCCACAAUUGAAAGCAUUCACUUAUCAUGCGCCACACCACACAUUCUCUCGUCAUGGAUCCUUCCCAGAACUUUCUCUUCAAGCCAACAAUGCCAAUUACCCAGAUCUUGAAUACCUAUCUUGGGACGUCGACCAACGCAUCAUGCCACUACCCAUCGUAUUACAACGAUUUCCACACCUACGCAGCUUGAUCGUUCCUUACAGACUACGCGAGCAUGGUGGUCAACAAAUUGAACUCGAUGUUAUUUCCCGGCAUUGCCCUGAUCUCGAAUACUUGUCCUUUAGCCACAACCUGCUUCAAGAUGAUGAUCCCUUGUUACCCACCGGACCUCUUACUCAUGGUAGUGGUGGUAAAGGACAUUUGAAAGAGUUUCGAUUUGGCGAUCUUGAAGGAUACGAUGGAGUGGAUAUGGUGAACUUGCUUAGGACAUGCCAAGAGCAUAUUGAAAUAGUGAGGAUGGGUGGCCAUGCACGACCAGGCAAUCCAAUGGGCCGAUGGGAUGAUCUUGCCUCACUACGAUGUGAACAGCUACGUGUCCUUGAGCUGACCAUUGCAUGCGAAACGGAUGAGCUGGUGCGAUUCUUACAGCACACGCCGUGUCUUGAACAAGUGAUACUCAAUGGCAUGACUCAACUACGCAACAGCGUGCUUGGUGUAUUACAGCACCGAAUCCAUUUGAAGCAUGUCGCUUUCUAUGAAUGUUAUGGCUUUUCAGAGGCUGGGAUGUGCGAGUUUUUUGGAACAACACAAGCCAAAUUUGAACAUGUGACCUUGGAGCGAUGUGGUGGAGGCAUGACCAAUCGUACAUUGGAAGCACUGGGAUCUACACAUGGAGCAUCACUCAAAUCAUUGCGGAUUGCUUAUGAUGGGCAUAUGGACCAAGAAGGUUUAUUGGAUCUUGCAUCAAGUCUACAAGUUAUUGAAAAGCUCACUAUCAACCACACCAUGAUGGCAUUAACGGAUUCUGUAAUGAGUGCAUUGGGUGACAUUCCCUCACUUGCUGAACUUGAUAUCACGGACUCUGUCGCUGUCACUGAUCUUGGCGUACGCUCUCUCGUCGACAAGAACAAGCUGCGGUAUUUGUGUUUGGCUAGAUGCAUGCACGUAGGAUUUGGAACAAUCGAAUAUGCUAGGCAUGUGUUGGGUAGAAAUAGUGUUUUCGAUGGAUACAGUAUAUAA
This is a messenger RNA of Lichtheimia ornata, 1959 nucleotides long. RefSeq lists its product as uncharacterized. Gene Ontology annotation, molecular function: protein binding. Lineage: Eukaryota; Fungi; Mucoromycota; Mucoromycetes; Mucorales; Lichtheimiaceae. The record is from RefSeq and is a predicted model, not a curated record. The coding region runs from base 1 to 1959 and encodes 652 amino acids. The transcript has 2 exons. Gene Ontology annotation, cellular component: SCF ubiquitin ligase complex. Gene Ontology annotation, biological process: SCF-dependent proteasomal ubiquitin-dependent protein catabolic process.